AUGCUUGCUGAAGCUGCAUUGAACUGUACAGCAAUUCAAAUUCGUCUACUAUUCGCUAUGGUGCUGACUACAUGUUUCCCAGCCCGAGCACAGAUACUAUGGGAAAAUCACAAAGAUUCAAUGGCUGAUGAUAUAUUGCAUCAACAUCGUAUACGGUGCCACGAUCCAACCAUAACAUUCAGCGACGAAAUGUACAAUGAAGCAUUGAUUGCUAUUGAGGAUCUGUGCAUUGUCAUUGCCAACUUACCACUUAGUAAUUUCGGUAUGGAUUCGCCAAAUCGAACUGCAUCUGAUUUAAUGAAUACUGAAAUGAAUCGUGAACUGCAGUACAGUACUGUAAAAAUGGUAGCAAUUGUUGCCCGCAAUGUCCCACUAAUGAAUGAGGAACAAAGAACCAUUUAUGAUCGCAUUAUGCUCGCAGUUUCAGCUGGACAAGGUGGGUUCUUCUUUUUGGAUGCACCGGGAGGAACUGGCAAAACGUUCGUUAUUUCGCUAAUUGUGGCUGAAAUGCGAUCUAAUAAUGGCAUCGCAUUGGUCGUUGCAUCAUCGGGCAUUGUAGCAACUUUAUUGGAUGGAGGUAGAACAGCUCAUUCAGUAUUUAAGGUACCACUAAAUAUUCAGAAUAACCCGGACGCAGUAUGCAACAUUAAGAAACAAUCGGCCAUGGCCACUGUGCUGAAACGGUGUAAAAUUAUUAUUUGGGAUGAAUGUACUAUGGCACACAAACAUUCACUUGAGGCGUUGAACAGGACAUCGAAAGAUAUUAAAAACAGUGACAAACUAUUUGGCGGAACUCUGUUGGUCCUUUCAGGUGAUUUCAGACAAACACUUCCAGUCAUUCCACGUUCAACAUACGCUGAUGAGAUCAACGCUUGCUUAAAAUCAUCUCCAUUGUGGCUUUGUGACGACAGCGAAGCAGUAAAUUUUCCCACAGAGUUUUUGAACUCACUGGAUUUGCCAGGCAUGCCACCGCAUAAUUUACGAUUAAAGGUUGGAUCUCCAAUUAUCUUGCUUCGUAAUUUGAACCCGCCCCGGCUGUAUGUGCCCAUUCAAUUCAAACGUACUCAGUUUCCGAUUAGAUUGGCAUUUGCAAUGAGUAUCAACAAAUCCCAAGGUCAAACGAUGUCUGUUUGUGGAUUAGAUUUGAGAACACCAUGUUUUCCACACGGACAAUUAUACGUGGCAUGCUCUCGAGUGGGUAAACUAUCCAUUUUCGUUGCCAUACUCCUCCGAAACGGCUUGACCGAUUUUGAUGAAAUUUUUUGUGCUUAUCCGAAAAAUCAUAAAGAAACAUUUCAAAGGCGGAGAAAACUUUAUUUCCACUCUCGACUUGUCCCCGUGGCAGCGGGACUGCUACCGAGGCGUUACCGGCUUGGCCAAUAUGCAGAUACCCCAGUAGGACUGGUGGCGCCCCGUCUCCUCGGGGGUGAAAUCAUGUCGGUAACGUGGAGAAACUGGCGUCAGUCAAACCCCAGAACUGAGCCGCUACUUUGGUUUAUCCUCUUUGCGGGGAACGGUGGGGGAGCGUGCAUUCCACGCCAUUUUCAUUUCGGAGCUCAGUCGAGCCACGUCAAAUGGGCAUAUUCCCGUGCAUUUUUGGAGCGAUACCCAUCCAAUAUUCAUUGA
Molecule: messenger RNA, 1626 nt
Organism: Diachasmimorpha longicaudata
Lineage: Eukaryota; Metazoa; Arthropoda; Insecta; Hymenoptera; Braconidae
Exons: 5
Coding region: 1-1626 (541 amino acids)
Biological process (GO): telomere maintenance; DNA repair
Molecular function (GO): DNA helicase activity
Source: RefSeq, a predicted model, not a curated record